UGAUAUUUGUUCCAAAGUAUCCUCGUUCCCACCAGCACGGCACUGUCUCUUAUCACCCACCACACCCCGUCCGCCACGCCUCCGGUCGCUUAUCAUCUAAGACGAAAUGCCCGAACCAAUAGUCGUGUCGUAUACCCAACCAUCACCCCACCUCCUAUCUCUCCUAUCUUCCCACGUUCCGCAAGCUCUCCCGCUGCUGCGCCGUCUGCAGUUCACGCGAUUCGCUGGCGGAAUUACAGAGCACAGCCGGGUCCUGUUCUUCGGUGCCUCGGGCAUUGAGGAGAUCACUCGUACAGAUGACGACGCCGACGGCGAAGACACCACUACCACCACUGCGGUCUUCACCGCGGCCUACGUCGACCUGUCUCGUUGUCCAGAGACGGAGGUAUGGGCCUACUCAUCGCUGGAACGCGUGGCCGCGCCGGCAUCGGCCGAGCAGAUCCAGCAGGCCGGGUCCCAGGCGCUCGCGCUCCUGAGGACGGUGAGGGAGCUGCGCGAUGCGUACGACGCCGCCCGCGAGGACAAAAGGGAACAGCCUGCCGUCCUCUUCGGCACGCUCAGCGAGGUGGUCCGCAAGCUCCUACUGGGCCGCGGCGCCGUGUUCGCGUACUGCAGCUUAUGGGACAAGUGGGUGUUCCGGCUGGAUGCACUGCCGGACGCGGCGGUGGCGCGCGUGGGAGAGGUGAUGGAGGAGCAGGGCAUGAGCUGGGGGAGGAUCGGCAGGGAGGACACCGGGCUGGUCAUCUCCAGGAGCAAGAUCUCGAGGAAGGAGAAGACGCUCGUGUUGUUGCCUUCGAUGGCUAUCAAGCUGGGCGAUGGCACGCCGAUUGCUUGGGCCUUCUUAGGCACGGAUGGAUCUCUGAUGAGUCUUCAUUGUGAGGAACAGCAUCGUGGACAGGGCUUUGCCAAAGCCGUGGCGUCCAAACUCAUGCGGCAUCACCUGAAGGACUUUGGAAGCGAUGGCUACUGCAUGGCUGAUGUAGCACCUGACAAUGCCCAGUCUCAAGCUGUUUGCAGAAGCCUUGGAGGCAAGGUCAUGUGGACAAGUUCUUGGAGCAGGAUAGACUUGGAUCGAUCUGCUGGCACUCGGCGAUUAUGAACAUCUGUAUGUCAUGGUUUUCGGCCUUAGGCACUGCUUAUACGUUUGACCUCGGAUAGAUAGAACUUGAGAUCGUCGGGCUUGACCCACGGGGUAAUACCAUGGCCGAGGUUGGCGAUCCACCCCUUCUUACCACCACCAAAUCCUUUCACCAUAUGUUCAACAGUUGCGGUGAUAUUUUCGUGGGUUCCGUACAAGAUGGCAGGAUCCGCAUUGCCUUGGAAUAUUGUACGUCUGUUUCCGCGAAUCUUGACAGC
Messenger RNA from Truncatella angustata, 1356 nucleotides. RefSeq lists its product as uncharacterized. The record is from RefSeq and is a predicted model, not a curated record. Gene Ontology annotation, molecular function: acyltransferase activity, transferring groups other than amino-acyl groups. The coding region runs from base 107 to 1099 and encodes 330 amino acids. Lineage: Eukaryota; Fungi; Ascomycota; Sordariomycetes; Amphisphaeriales; Sporocadaceae. The transcript has 3 exons.